This is a messenger RNA of Diatraea saccharalis (sugarcane borer), 1525 nucleotides long. NCBI's taxonomy places the organism in Eukaryota, Metazoa, Arthropoda, Insecta, Lepidoptera, Crambidae. The record is from the annotation of a GenBank genome assembly.
UAAUUGGUGCAUAAAAUACUGUGUAGAUUAAGUUAAAAUCAUUUGAUUAUAAUGGCAACAACAUAAUGUAAUAUUUUAUAGUAUUUUUAUCUUAAAACAUAUACUUGAAAGUUUAUCACCAACUAUCGCCUUACUGAACUGAAAUACUAAAAUUCUUUAUUUGCAGAUGAAGAACUUAAUACUGCUAAUCAUGAUGUGGACAAUGACGUUGGUACAAGGAACACCAGUAAUGACCCGACAAGGUCUACUGAGACAGAAAAACCGACAGCAAUUCUGUGCCAGCUUACUUAACUUCAACAAUUUCUUUUAUUCAAUGGUCGAAAAGCGAAACGUCAGCGGCAUACCUGCUGACAUGAGCAUACAUUGGAAGACAGGGAACAUAUUCUUCACGUUAAUAAGCGACGAAAUGAAGAUGAGUCUCCAAGUGUUACAUCCCAGUGGAGAAUGUGAGCUAAUAAAAGUGGCCGGUUUGGGACAAUCAACGUGUGUUGAUAACCUCAACGAUAUUAUAUAUUUAGCUACUGAUAAUGGCGUGUAUAAAUACAAAGAGGACGGCUCGUUAGAGCUAUAUACAGCUUUAGGUGAAGAUGUUAUGUAUAUAGCUGUCACAAGUGAUGGUACUGCUAUGUUUAUAGCUACGUGGCCACAAAAUAGAGUACAUAAGAUCACAAAUGACGGACAGAAGCUGGAAUAUUAUUCUGCAGUACCUAACGGUCAUGGACUGACUGUAGACCCGAGAAAUAACAUUUUCUUUAUUGCCACAAAGACUUCUUACAUUCUGAAAAGUGGUAAUACAGUGCCUAUUAAAAUUAAAGGAUUACCAAGUGAUAAAAUGAUUGGAGUUUUCGUUAGUAGAUCAGACGAAGUGUUCGGAAUGGAUGAAAAUAGCAAUCUGUAUAUUAUAGACGCUGACAACGCAAAUGCUAGAUAUUUAGGUUCAUUUAAUGUGACAGGAGUGAAUUCUUUCGCUAUGGACUCAGCAGAUAACGUUCUGAUAGGCAUUAAAGGAGGUAUCGUCAAAUUUAAUGCCUACGAAAACAACCCGUGCGCGGAUUUUGAAAAACUUACAGCUAACAGCAAAAAAGGCAAGAAACGACAUAGCAAGAAGCGAAAGCAAAGAAAACGGACUACGACCACUACAGAACCGACCGAAGAGGAAGAUUCUGAAGAAUAAAAUACAAUAUUCAAGAAAAUAGUUAUUUGUUAUUGUUAAACUUCUUAUUUUUGUUAUCAAUAGUUAUUUUUAUCACAGUAAAAUGCAAAUGUUAUAAAAACGCCAUCUAUUUAUUUUAGUAGUUUACAAGUAGUAACAAAAUACAAACAUCCAUACCUACAAAUUUUCGCCUUUAUAAUAUUAGUUGCAUGUUAUUUAUUGUUAAAAUAUUUUUAAAUGUUUUUUAUUUCAAUCUUUGUUUGUUUAAAUUCAACUUUUUCUGAGCAUAUUAUAAUUAAAACUACAUAUAGGUACCAAAAUAGCUGAUUAAAAAUCCGCAAAACGUUUUUAUAGCCAUAGCUAGAGUUAUAG